Trachymyrmex cornetzi is the source of this 831-nucleotide messenger RNA. Its product is annotated as odorant receptor 22c-like. The record is from RefSeq and is a predicted model, not a curated record. The transcript has 5 exons. Gene Ontology annotation, cellular component: plasma membrane. Gene Ontology annotation, molecular function: odorant binding; olfactory receptor activity. Bases 1 to 831 code for a protein of 276 amino acids. NCBI's taxonomy places the organism in Eukaryota, Metazoa, Arthropoda, Insecta, Hymenoptera, Formicidae. Gene Ontology annotation, biological process: detection of chemical stimulus involved in sensory perception of smell; sensory perception of smell.
AUGCAUGUGACGUCGGGUCUUUUUAUAUUUAAACCAAUCAUGCUGACUCUGGUGACGAAUGAUAUCAAUGUGACGAAAUCUAUACCAUUUAUAUCGAGAUUACCAUUUCGCGUUGAAUACGGCGAGAAAUUCAAUCAAUAUAUUUAUCCAAUAACAGUGCAUAGUUAUACAGCCGUGUUCGCACACGUGUUUGCUACAAUUGCGGUUGAUGGCUUGUACUAUUGUUUAAUUCAGCAUGCUUGUGGAAUGUUCUCAAUUAUUGGAUACACAUUGGAGAACAUUGGUAAAAAUAACGACGACACUUUUGACGCAAAACAAGCUAAGAUACAGGAUAAUAAUUACAAUAAAACUUUAUACUGUCUACGUAGACAUCUCCUUGUGAUAGAAUUUACGGAACAUAUCGAAUCGUUAUUUACGAUGAUAUUUCUAAUUAAUCUUAACUUAAAUAUGAUCGCUGGAAGUUUAACUGGCAUACAAGUGUUAAUGAAUUUAGAUAAAAGCGCAAAAGACGUCGCUGGGCCAAUAACUAUGUAUAUUGCACAAUUCCUUCAUUUGUUUCUCCAUUUUUGGCAAGCUCAAUUUUUACUUGAUUACAGCAUCCUUCCAUAUAAAUCUAUCUGCAGGGCGAAUUGGUAUUAUGCUUCGCACAGAUGUCAAAAACUUUUUCUCCUAAUUAUGAACAGAACGACGUCACCAUGCAAAAUCACCGCCGGCAAAAUGGUGACUUUAUCUAUUGAAAGCUUUGCUACGGUAAAUAUAAAAUUGUAUUGUUAUGUUUUCAAAUUAUAUUGUUAUAAUUGUAGCUUACCGAGGGAUUUUUUUAUUUCUUAA